Messenger RNA from Penicillium soppii, 678 nucleotides. RefSeq lists its product as uncharacterized. The record is from RefSeq and is a predicted model, not a curated record. The coding region runs from base 1 to 678 and encodes 225 amino acids. NCBI's taxonomy places the organism in Eukaryota, Fungi, Ascomycota, Eurotiomycetes, Eurotiales, Aspergillaceae. The transcript is spliced from 2 exons.
AUGGGUAUCCUCAGCAAAUUGGUGAAAUCUACUGUCGCAGGCAGCGUCGCCUCUGUCGGUGUUUUCUGGGGGGCUACGCGCAAUGACUUAUUCCAGCCUAUGGACUCCUCCGACCCGAUCUUUCAAUCCGCCCUCUUCAACAAGUUCAACCCCAGUCGCAAUCCCACCCUUCACGAUGUUUGCGUUCGUCAGAUCCCACUAGAUAAGAUUCAACCCUCGCUGGUUGAGGAGAAGGGCAAGUUGGUGGAAGCCUUCUGUGCCGGUGUUUGGGGUGGCCUGGGAUUCAUCCCCCAGCGAGCCUACCUUGACCGAAAGUACCGUGGCCCCGAGACUGCCAGCCAUCUUUGGGAUCGAUCCGACCUCCUCUCGAACAACUACGAAGUAGGCACCAUCAUCACCGAUCACUUCGAGGUUGUCGAGAAGACUGAGGAUCGAAUUGUCGUCCGGUGUGGUGACUCUCCACGUAUCCGCGAAGUCCGAGACUCCGACGGCCUGUUCGAAAUCGCCGCCGUGGUCAAGAAGGAGCAGGGCGUGGCGGAGUUCAGUCUCAAAAGUUGUUUCUACAAAGGUCUUGGGAAGGCGGAAGGACCCCCCAUGGAUGAUAAGAUGGCUUGGGCUCACCGUCAAUACACAAAGCUUCUGUUGGAGACUGCUAUUCUGAAGAAGUGCGUCAAAUAA